This is a messenger RNA of Peniophora sp. CBMAI 1063, 237 nucleotides long. Lineage: Eukaryota; Fungi; Basidiomycota; Agaricomycetes; Russulales; Peniophoraceae. The record is from the annotation of a GenBank genome assembly.
AUGACAAGCGAACCGAAGUCUCAGCGGUUUAUGUCAACAGAUGUGCGCGGAGGUCGCAUAACACCUCUUCAAGCCGCAGGGACUCACGAGAAGGAGAGCACGUCGAUCGACAAACGCACAGUCGCCUGCGAGUCGGCACUACGUCUCGUGCACGGAGGUGAUUGGCGAGACGCGGACGGAGCAGGGUAUCCUCCCUCCGGCGCCGGGCCGGCACCGGGACAGGACUCCUGUGGUUAA